UGACAAAAGAGGUUAACCCCAUCAGCAAGCUGACAAGGUAAGGAUAUCAUCUGUGGGAUGACUCCACGCCCUGCUACAUCACCAUCUUUUUGUAUGCGUCUGUUAUUUAUACAGCUCGAUCUCUCAUAUAUCACAUUAUGAGAAAUUAAAAAAGUGUCUCAGAAACGUUUCAAUCACUGUUUGAUAUGACUUCAUUUCUUCAGCUGUCAAAUUCAGAGAUGACAAGAUAUCCUCUGCUUCAUCCCCCAUAUGGUAAAUGAGUGAAUUGAUUUGAACCUCAUCUGCUUCUUCAGUCACAAGAGAUGACUGUCUGAAUCGUUCAAAACGACGUGACCAUUUUGGCCAAGAUUAUGGUUUUGUAAAGUCAAAGUGUUCAGGUGGGUUCACCCUGUAUGUUGACUGUGGUAAUAACUGAGGUAACCGUGGCUGCUUUUCGUUAUUUGCCAUUUUUAUCACACCAGAUGAAAAUUUCCAACACUUCACAAAAAGCACAUGGACUUCAAUUAAACCUUCCGUUUUCGCUCACUAACAAGUUCAUUAAGUAAAAUCUCUUUUUGACUAUUGUAGUUGCUAACCUGGUUAAUAAUAUCCUCAUCCCAUCAUGUUAUGUCUUCUCAAUAUACCACAGUAUAUGUGGUUUGAAGAAAACUUCCUAACCUUGAUUUUGUUUGGAUUAGGAAUGUGCAGAUCUAGUAUAAUGGGUUAUCCGUCAUGAAUGAAAUCACUUGAGACAUAAAUAGAUCAGGUUCGAUUCCCAACAUUGGUAAAAUGUGUGAAGCCAAAUACGGCGUAAAACCAAACUCACUCUCCCCAAGAAGUAGACUGAUAGCGCUCUGCGCAGAGCGCACAAGAUACCAGUUCAUCAUAUAUACCGGGUACCAGUUCAUCAAAAAACGUAGUGAUCUCGCGAGAACGUCUCCAUGGUGACUUUUGUCUGUAAACGACGCCAUUGUUGUUUUAGCAUCACUGUUGCAAACUUCAAGUCUCCUCUCUAUUUUGCGAUUUGUUACACACUUCUCGCAAGGUCAGCACCAUGUUCACGAGUGUGGCAAGCGUCUUUCAUCAAGCUCGGGAAGAGUUGAGAAAAUCUCGGCGACCUACCAUUGCUGCCUCCCUCUCCGACCUUCCUGUUCCUCUCCCACUCUCAACUGCUGAAGUUGAUUCCCUGCCCAUAACCCAGGCCCCUCUCCCCAACCCUGCCCGUCCGUCACUGUGUGGUUCCUCCAUGAACUUGGAGCAAGACAUCCCCGAGAUAGACUUGGGAGAUCCAACAGAACCAUUUGCAGGACAGCAUGUAAUGCCAGUGAAGCAUGUAAAGCCAGUGAAGCAUGUAAAGCAAGAUGCAUAUGUCCUCAUUGACAUGAGCCACCUGGAAGAAAUAACGCCACCACAGUCAUUUGUGACAGCAUGCUGCAGCUCCAGUGUAUUCAGCUUCAUCAAGAGAUUGUUCACUCUGUACUAAAUGGACAUUUCAUGUGACUCAAAACUAGUGGAACUUUUAUAGCAUUUAAGAAACUAAAUAUUUUCUGUAACACAAGAUACCUAUUUCGACUAUUUGAAUAAUGCAAAACUUAAUUAUGUUAUAUGAAUGAAUAUUUUCAUAACCCUUAUUGUGAUUCCAGAUUUUAAAAUUUUCAUAAAUGUUGUUUUCCGUUCAGGUGUUUGUUUCCCCUGUUAUUGCAUGUUACCAUAAAAUGUUGAGAAUUGUGUUCUACAUUUAAACACAACUCUCUAACAUUAUGUAACAUUGAGAGAGGGGAGGAGAGGAGAAGAGAG
Haliotis rufescens (red abalone) is the source of this 1776-nucleotide messenger RNA. RefSeq lists its product as uncharacterized. The record is from RefSeq and is a predicted model, not a curated record. NCBI's taxonomy places the organism in Eukaryota, Metazoa, Mollusca, Gastropoda, Lepetellida, Haliotidae. The coding region runs from base 1034 to 1462 and encodes 142 amino acids. The transcript has 3 exons.